This is a messenger RNA of Oncorhynchus mykiss (rainbow trout), 2473 nucleotides long. The record is from RefSeq and is a predicted model, not a curated record. NCBI's taxonomy places the organism in Eukaryota, Metazoa, Chordata, Actinopteri, Salmoniformes, Salmonidae.
GUUGAUUCUUCACAAAAAAAUAUGUGGCAAAAGGUCGCAAAGUUCAAGGGGGCCGAAUACUUUCGCAAGGCACUGUACUUACCCAUUGAGCAUAACAUAGUUCAUUGAGAAGAUAUAGUCACCAUCUUAUCAGGAUCUAUGUACUUAACUGUUGUUACCUGCAGCCUAGAUACUGUAACAAAGAGUCAGGUGCCACAAGUUGUUCCACAAGUUGUGUCUGAAUGUAGGGGAGGUAUGGCAGACCCUUUCUAUACUUAAUGGAAGUGCAUUUCAUUUUCUGACAAGAGAACACCAAACAACACUGGCUUUGCGAGUUUCACUUCAUAUUCCUUCAGGUGAGCAACACGUUGUUGAUUUCCUUAUGAGCUUGUGCAAGUUGCCGAGUCUUUUCACAACUUUUUAGAUUUAAUGACAGUCAGCCUAUCUGUUUCUUUUUUCAGAGUUUAUUGGAAAUGGGAGCCAGUUACAGUGUUGACUUGUGAAAGUUAUUUUCAUAUACCUUUUUAAUGUGAGUACUUUUCACCUCUUUGUUUUGUAUUUGCUGUUAAUUUCAGCAGAGUGAGAUCCCUGUAUGGACAAAGACAACCCUGACCUGCCUCUGAGGUCAGGGGACCUUCUACCAUUCUCUCCACACCCACCUGUCUCUUAGAACAUGAACUCUCACUACUUUUACACAUACACAUCACCUCGACCUGCAUCUACACACCACUUUUACAGAUCGAUGUGUCCCACCGUCAUCACCCCACCUAUGCAGUGGCCCAACAACUACAGUCUCUACCCUCCAUGUAUCCCCACCAAGUAUCAAUUCCCCUUAAACUUGGUCUCCAGGAGCACUAGGGGAUUCCAGGGAUCUGAUCCCAGCGCGUUCCACCACUAUCAUCAAACUUCUCCCCUGCCCUGGUGCAACUAUAGACUUGUGUCUAACCCUUACUGGCACUACCACCAGCGCCUGUAUGCCAAUCUUUCUGCUCCAGUGGCUCCUGUGGCCCCUACUCCAACCAGGCCCCAGAGGUUCCAGAACCAGGGAGGGACCUGGCCCGAGGGCUUCACCCUGAGAGGAGAGCUUCGCUGGGGCAGGCUGGAGAGGGUGUAUGGCCCCCGCAGGGAGCUGCCUGAGUUUGUGAGGCAGGACCUGCGGAGAGUGUACGGUACCUAUCCCCGGACGGAUGUUAGUAUCACCUACCAGGGAGGGGAGUACGUGGUGCGAGGGGACACCCAUGUCGGGGAACAGGAGUACAGAGUGGAGAGGAGGAUAGUGAGGCAGCAGGAGAGUCCUGAGGGGGAAAGCAUGAGUGAGGUAGUAGAGAAGAGGAGGAGAAAGAUGAGAUGAUUGUAAUGGAGGUAUGGCUAAUAAAUGCCAACUUUGUUGACAUAUGAAAAUGUAUUUACAUAAAUGUGAUGAUUUUUCCCAUAAGCAUUGAACAAAAGUAUAACUGUUAUAUAGUAGUCGCUGCAUAUUAGUAAAUGUUAAUAGUAGAAAUGCUAUUGAUAAAUAUUCUACAUAAAAUUGUAUUUGUCACAUGCUGAAUACAACAGGUUUAGUAGACCUUACUAUGAAAUGCUUACUUACAAGCCCUUAACCAACAAUGCAGUUUUAAGAAAAUACAACAACAGCAAAAAGUAAGAGAUGAGAAACAAAUAAUUAAAGCGCAAACUCCAGAUAAGUAGCAUUUGACUGCUUUUGUAUUAAACGUAUUUGUUAAUAUUCUCCAUCUCAUUAUAUGGCGCUACCUCAGGCAACUACAAUGCUGGAGUCAUUCUGGUCUAGUGUUUUCAUUAGGUGGUGUGCUACUGUGUAAUACUAUGAUUUUCAGUAUCAAGGUUCCUGUAACAUUAGCAUUAACAAGUUUGCUUCAGGAAAGUGCUUUCCCACUCUUGUUAUAAACUCCUGUCAUUUGCCUCUCAUCUCUUACUGAAAAACCCAUGUUAAGCAGUUAAAACUUCUCUCAUAACAUGCUGAUGUUCUAUCCAUUGUCUAUCAUAUUAGUCAUUUCUCACCUCUUAUACUAUAACCCCGUGUCGUAUUGUAUCAAACCCGGUCCAAUCUCUUGUAUCUCAUCACUAUUGUCACAGUAGACUUUGUCCAUCAGCAUAGAAAUAUAAUUACUAGAAUGGACAUUCUCAUUCAAGUCAACUGGUAACUCUGACAAGUAUGACUAGUCAUUCUGUUUCUGUCUGUCCGACCAGUCAUUGACGUUUAUGGACCCUGCUCUUCUCUCUGUCGUCUCCGUGACUCCAGGUUCUAUGGAACAGGCGUUUGGGUCUGAGUCACCUCUCGCAGUAUAGAGUGAUAAGACAUAGCUGUGGCCAGGGUGUGUGGGUUGGGUAUGCUGCAUUCGAUUGCUUCACUUUUGAAUGUUCCUUGUACUGCACAAUUUCCAGUAAUAUAGAUGUGCUUGAGCACACAUCCCGUUUCUCUAUAAAUAAGUGUCACAUAUGAUUUUACAAAACAUGGAUGUCUGACUGUUAUUUA